UGACGUCCGCGGUUAAGCAAGUCGAACUCCGGAACAGCAAUUGUCGCCCAGCGCUGCGCAUUUGCCUCGCCCACUUUUCGAGACCAGCGGCCCUCUUUCCCCGGACCUGAAUCGCUGUGCAUGGCCCUCGUGACCAUUUAUUUUUAUUUUGCGAUCGAUUCCGAGUCUUGAACGAAAAGACUACCUUGACUUGCAUCUGUUCUGCCGUAGUUUCAGUGUCAUUGUUUAGUGCUUCGUCUUAGUCUUCCUUCGUCCCGAAAAGCCUUAAACCACCUUCACGAUCGAUCCGCCAUUGCCAUACACUAUCGAGGCGAAGCGGCCAACCAGGACGCAGAUAUUACACAUCUCCCCUGACGACCGGCCCAACAGCUCACAACCUCGAGGUGUACAGAACUGUUUGUCUCAGGAGGGAGGAACACGGCAAAGAGCGAGGGAAUGCCGGCGCAAGAUGCUUCUACGCCCGAUAUACCACUCUCAAGAGAAGGUCACGCGGACGCCCUCGUCGGCACGAUGGACGGCAUCGUCAAGAAGGCCGGGAGCGUCGUCAUAGGCGGGAGCGGAAGCACGAGACCGGAAAGGUUACCACAGACACCCGACGACGUCGACGCCUCGGCCACGACAGCGCCCGCCAAGAGGAAAAAGCCCGACAAGCACAGCAUGGACUACAUGAUACGCUCGGGUGUUGCGGGUGGACUGGCAGGGUGUGUUGCCAAAACCACAGUCGCGCCUCUCGAUCGAGUCAAGAUCCUCUUCCAGACCAGCAACCCCCAAUUCGCCAAAUACCAGAACUCCUGGGCCGGCUUCGCCCGCGCCGUGCGCGACAUCUACGCCAGCAACGGCAUCGCGGGUCUGUUCCGCGGCCACUCCGCCACGCUGCUGAAGAUCUACCCCUACGCGGCCAUCAAGUUCGUCGCCUACGAGCAGUACCGCUCCAUCAUCAUCGGGUCCAGGGCACAGGAGACGUGGUUCCGGCGCUUCAUGGCCGGCGCGACGGCCGGCGUCACCUCCGUCUUCAUCACCUACCCCCUCGAGGUCAUCCGCGUCAGGCUGGCCUUUGAGACGAAGCACAGGAGCUCGGGCCUCGCCGACAUCUGCAAGAAGAUCUACCACGAGCAGCCGCUACCCAAAGCGACCGCCGCCGCCGCCGCCGCGAGCACGGCGCAGGCGGUCACGCCGAGGUCGGGAUUCGUCAAUUUCUACCGGGGCUUCUCGACGACCUUGUUGGGCAUGAUCCCGUACGCGGGCAUGUCGUUCAUGACCCACGACACGGCCGGCGACGUCUUCCGGCUGCCCUCGAUACGAGAGUACACGACGCUGCCGCAGCCCGCCAACGCGCCGGCCGACAAGCCCGCCCCGCUGCGCGCGUGGGCAGAGCUGACGGCCGGCGGCAUCUCUGGCGCCGUCUCGCAGACCGUGUCGUACCCCCUCGAGGUGAUCCGGAGACGCAUGCAGGUCGGCGGCGCGGUGGGGGACGGGCACCGUCUCCGCAUCGGGGAGACGGCAGGUCUCAUUUUCAAGGAGCGCGGCAUGUCCGGCUUCUUUGUCGGCUUGACCAUCGGCUACAUGAAGGUCAUGCCCCUGGCCGCUGUGAGCUUCUAUACGUAUGAGAGGAUGAAGACCGUGUUUGGUAUCUAGAGGGAGCGGAGAAGGGGGUUUACGUGUGGCGAGGUUCCUCGACGGCAUAAGAUCAUAGCGGAGUUGGGGCGUUCUUCUUUUCUUCUUUCUGGUGGCAUACCUCGGGUGAAAACAAACACAGUCAUGUGGGCACAGGUAUCCUCAUUUUCUAGAGGUUGGAGAUUACAAGGAUUGGAAACACUGCAUAGCAAGGCGCGGCAAAGGAAUGUCCAUAUAGACGGUCGUCUGCACAUCAAGUAUCCGCACACAAUAGAAUCGAACUGGUUCAUCGUCCCA
Truncatella angustata is the source of this 1911-nucleotide messenger RNA. RefSeq names its product mitochondrial carrier domain-containing protein. Gene Ontology annotation, biological process: transmembrane transport. Lineage: Eukaryota; Fungi; Ascomycota; Sordariomycetes; Amphisphaeriales; Sporocadaceae. The transcript has 2 exons. Bases 436 to 1635 code for a protein of 399 amino acids. The record is from RefSeq and is a predicted model, not a curated record.